Leptonychotes weddellii (Weddell seal) is the source of this 636-nucleotide messenger RNA. The record is from RefSeq and is a predicted model, not a curated record. Lineage: Eukaryota; Metazoa; Chordata; Mammalia; Carnivora; Phocidae.
AACAAUGCUCCGAGGCGCCCGGCGGGGCGGCUGGCGGCUCGGCGACCGACGGCGAGGCCGGGGGAGCGCGGCCCCGAGACUCAGCCUCUCGCUGGUAGUGCGGUCAUCCUCAGGUCGGGCAGCUCUCUGACAGGCCCAGUGUUCUGCUGUCCCGGGAAGCCGCCCUGCGACCCGCAUCUGCCUCCCAGGAGACCACGCCCGAGAGCCGAGCGCAAGAUGAGCCAGCGCGCCGUGGGCUCAAGAUGCACCGGACCGUCCGACUGAGCCCCGAGAGCCCGAAGAUGUCUGCGUGCGGUGACUUUGUGGAACACAUCUGGAAGCCCGGGUCCUGCAAGAACUGCUUCUGCUUGAGGAGUGACCACCAGCUGGCGCCCGGCCACCUGCCCCCUCCGCCUCGCCUGCCCCCCAGGCCCGACAACUGCCGCCUGGAAGAUGAAGGCGUGAACGGCUCGCCCUACUCCAAGCCCACCAUCGCCGUGAAGCCCACCAUGAUGAGCCCCGACACCUCCGAUGUGUGGACAGAGGCGAACCUGGGUGCCGACGUCUCGCAGGUUUUUAAAGUUUUUUCAUCGAUCGUUUAAAAUGCAUACACGAGUAGCAAUGAUUGCGUAACAAAUGCUCUGUGUCCACGGCCCG